UUCUAUGAUUUCCAUUCUACAAAAUUUACUCGAGGAAGAAUCAUGUCGCUAAUUUUGCUGAUUUUGUCUCUUUCUCAAAUAUUCUCGAUAUCUGAAGCGUUAUCGUUUCAGGAAUUUACAACGGUAAACGUGGCACAAAAGGCGGGACUGGAAAAGUUAUCGUCAAAAUUGAAGAAUAAAUUACCGCAUGAAUAUAUGAAGAGGGAUAUUUAUUUAUUGCGAUUUUUGAGAGACUCCGACUUUGACGUGGAUGCGGCUGAAACGAGAAUUCUCGGUUUUAUGGAAUGGCGCCAGAAAAAUAAUAUUGACCUCGUCUUAAAAGAGGAAUUUCCAGAGUAUGACGCCGAAUAUAGGGUCAUAUACGAGGGGUGUGACAAGGGGGGAAAUCCAGUCAUCUCAUUACCGAUUGGAGACUGGGAUUUGAGGCGAAUCGUUAUUGCGGGAAAAUCAAAAAAGUUUGUCCGCUACGUUCAAAAGAUAUUGGAGGAAGGGACCGGAUUUUUAAGAUGGGGGCAAGAAGAAGGCUUUAAUAUGACGCAAGCCACAAUUUUAUUUGAUCUCAAGGGUGUCAAUUUGGUCACGCACGUUUGCGGAGGAUGUAUUCCAAUGUACUUGGAGCUCCUCAGUUUCUCACAGACGUACUAUGGCGGAUUUGCGCACAAAAUUCAUGUUCUAUAUGCCCCAGAAUUCUCUCUUUCGAUUUGGGACUUGUAUAAAAACCUCCUGACUUCUAGCGUCGCAAAAUUGCUUGAAAUCCAUGGAACCCAGAAACACGUCUUCGCUAAAGAGUUAUCUCGAGAAAUUGACCCAUCACAAUUAACCCAACGCUACGGCGGCGUAAAAUUAGAGGGUGUGGAUCUCAGCUCGAUGCGAUCCGCCGCACCGCCAGCCUUCUUGGCGAAUCCGUUCAGUUUGAAGUUGAAGGAGAAAAAUAUUACAGACUUUUGUGGCAUCGACUGGCCGAGAAUUGAAAAUAUCAUUGCUGAAUCGUUUCAUAAAUGAGGUGGAAAUAUUAAAGUUUGGAAAUAAAAAAUAUAUACUUUUAUAUA
Molecule: messenger RNA, 1049 nt
Organism: Folsomia candida
Lineage: Eukaryota; Metazoa; Arthropoda; Collembola; Entomobryomorpha; Isotomidae
Product: SEC14 cytosolic factor-like
Exons: 7
Coding region: 43-1002 (319 amino acids)
Cellular component (GO): cytoplasm
Source: RefSeq, a predicted model, not a curated record